Spodoptera littoralis (African cotton leafworm) is the source of this 1845-nucleotide messenger RNA. The record is from the annotation of a GenBank genome assembly. NCBI's taxonomy places the organism in Eukaryota, Metazoa, Arthropoda, Insecta, Lepidoptera, Noctuidae.
AUGCACAGUCCCGUUGGUACAUUCUAUGGAUCUGAAUACAGCUUGGGUAACUAUGAUCAAUGUUUGAGUGCACCAACAACUACUGCUGAUCCUAAAAUUGUCACCCAGUACUGUCUAGCUCACAUCACACUGACUGAGAAGGAAUAUGAGAAGAGAGAUCAUGAUGUAUUGGGUGCUACUGAACCUUAUGUAGCUACCAGAACUCCUAUAGGCCGUAACCUGAGCAAAGUGAUAUGGGGAACCUGCCUACCUUCCACCUGCAAGUCUGAUACCAUCUCCAAGAUCCUCAUGGUUAUGUACCAAAUCAACCCCUUAACCCCUUCAGUGCCUAGGGUCACUGUGGAUAUUUGUGAAGCAGCUGAUAAGAUUACGGAGUAUAGUUUUGGAUUUUAUGCUUUCAUGACAUUAAUAACACUACUGGUCGCCACUUCAGCUAUUUCCACAUAUUAUAUUCAGAGCUCGCACACGAAAUCGUCUGUCCACACUGUAGCAUACGCUUUCUCGAUACAACGUAACUGGUCAGCUUUGACAAGAAAAACAAAUGACGACAUAGGAACACUGAACCUUCUCAAAGUGGGUCUUGUAACGUUAUCAGUGGCAACACAUACCGCCUUCUUUGAAGUUAUGGGACCUAUUAGUAAUGGACAGCAUUUUGAUGAUGUAAUGCUAGAAACUAAAAAUCCACUCCUAAAUAAAGUGAAGCAUAUAGAUCUGUCGGUGGACAACUUCCUCAUACUGUCAGGGAUGUUCCUCGUUCAGGGUCUGAUGGCGAAGAACAAGAAACCAUUGGUCGGUCUUGUCAAUCGGUAUUUUAGACUAACCGCUUCAUAUGCAGUAGUAAUAUUUUACGUGUCGUCUGUAGCAAUAUAUACUGGAGCUGGGCCUUUAUGGCAGAAGUUCGCUGGGAGGGAACAACAGGCUUGUGAGAAGAACUGGUGGCUUAAUUUGCUGAUGCUGAAUAAUUAUGUCAAUUCUGAUAAUAUUUGCCUCAUAGUGAGCUGGUACAUCCCAUGUGACUAUCAACUAGCAGUCAUGGGCACCAUAUUAUAUUUGCUAUAUCAGAAGAAAAUCUUUGGAAAGAAGACAGCAGUUCUGACAGUACUGGUGGCUGUUUUAAUUCCAGGAGUUGUCACUUACUGGAAGGAACUGCCUGGAUUUCUUCUGUACCAUGAUUUAGAGGGUAUGUUAGAUAUAAGAAAGAACAAAGUGUACGUGGACACUUACAUCAGGAGCCACAACCGAGCCGGCCCUUACUUCGUCGGGAUGGCCAUGGGAUACAUUAUCACCAAGUACAAACCAAAACAUUAUAGGAAUGUUAUUUCUAAGAAACUAUCCCUCCUACUAUUCACAUUAGCGUGUAUAAUAGCCUACAUAGUGGCCACCCGCCCGCUAUCAUACGUCGGCUUGGAGUACAACCACUUUGAUUCAGCCCUGUACGCAGUGUACAGCAGGAAUCUGUGGGCUAUAGCCACCUGCACUACUAUCGGAAUCAUCGAGUAUGGAGAUGUCGCCAAUCUACGUGGCAUCGCGAACUGGCACGGGUUUGCAGUGCUCAGCCGACUGGCAUAUGGAGUCUACCUGACCCAUUCCAUCAUUCUGCAGCAGAAUCUAUACUCUAGGAGAAAUAUCCAGCAGUUUGACUUGAUAUACUCUGAGGGUCUCCAUGGUUUCGGUAUCCUGGUGAUAUCGGCGGUGUUCUCCCUCCUCCUGUGGCUAUUCGUGGAAGCCCCAUUGAAUAACAUAGUCAACCUGUUUACCAAUUCUGGAUCCAAGAAGCACAUUACCAUUCAAAGAACCGAAGAGAAUGGUGACGCAAAUUCUAAAAUAUCUGACAAAAUAAAAUAA